This is a messenger RNA of Effrenium voratum, 980 nucleotides long. NCBI's taxonomy places the organism in Eukaryota, Dinophyceae, Suessiales, Symbiodiniaceae. The record is from the annotation of a GenBank genome assembly.
AGCAUUUUGGCUCUCUCCCUGCCGCGAACAUGAUCUCCACAGGCUGGCUGUAUUUCCCAUGCCGGCGCUGCGGCGUUGUCAUGGACACCGUGGCGGCGCACCAAGCACAUGAACGGGCUUGUGCACAUAGGCACGGGGUUUGGGCACGCAACUCCGCUUCCCCAUGUGGAAUGAUUGCCCAGCUUGCGCAUGUGUGAUGAUUGCCCGCCUUCCCCGUAUGGCAGGGUGGAGCUUCGUACCCCUCGCAUUCGCAAGCGCCAAUUCAAAUAUGCAGAAGCCCAGGCGCAACAAAUUGCCUGGUGAGGGACGCGGGUUGAUGUUGUUGUUGGAUGUUGAAUGGCCAGGCGCGCAACAAGUUCCUGAUCGAAUGUGGGCAGGCCAUGGCAGGCAGACCAUUCUUUUUGGAGGCUCAAGACGGCGGUCCUCGAUCACGGAGAGUGAAGAGCAUAGUGGAAGCGCGGCAAACACUGAAGCCAAGCUACGCACAUGACCUUCUGGAGGCCAAGCAGCAACUGCAAGGCAAGAUGCAAGUGCUUGAGGAAACAGCGGCUGAGGCAAUUGAAGCAGCCGACGUGUGCAGGAAGGACGCCUCUAAUGUGAGACAAUCCACGGAGGCGCUGAUUACAGUGGGUGAGGUGAGAGAGGCAGACAAUUUGGCUUUGGUGCGAGAAACAAGUGACCUGAAGCAAGAGCUCCGCAAAGCCAGACAUGUGGCACAUGAAUUAGAAAUUGCAGUUCGGUGCGCCAUUUGCUGCUCGAAGAGGGCAGACACCGUGCUCAUGCCGUGCAAACACGUUUGCUGCUGUCAGACUUGUUGGGCAAGAGUUUCCGAGGAGAACAAUAUGUUGGCUCCCUGCCCAAUCUGCCGUGUGCCAGUCCAGGGUUGGAUACAGAUGCGGGUUUAAGCAUGGAUCGUUGGGGCCGCUAGUUAGAAAGCUCUUGCAGAUUUGAAGGAAGAGAAUCCAGCAUCAGUGUGGACA